AUGCAGCUGUUGGAUCGCAGCACAGUGGGCGAGGAGCAAGCAGAGGAUGAACCUGACAACGACUACCUCAAGGCAUUCAAGGUUGCGAAUUUCAGCUUCGUGUCAGAAGCAGAUCAAGCAGAGUGUGCCAUUUUAACGAGCUUCGUCUCAGAAGCAGAUCAAGCGGAGGUGGACGCAGAGAAGGAGCGAGAGCUGGAGCGCGAAAGGCAGCGAGAACAGGAGCUAGCAGAGGAAGGGAAACGCUUAGAUGCAGCAGGGAGAGCCGCCUACUGGGAGUCAUUGCUGAAAGACCGAUACGAGGCCGAGCAGAUCGAGUCGUUUCUGGAGCUUGGUAAGGGGAGGCGGGCGAGGCGGCAUGUGGAUUAUACGGUUGAUGGGGAGGAGGAGGGGGAGCAGGUGGGGGGUAAGAAGGGGGAGAGAGGGGGGAAGGGUGACAAAGGGGGGGAAGGAGAGGGGGAUGAGGCAUAUGAUGAGGAUGGGGAGGAGGACGACGGGGAGGAUGGGGAGAGUGAUGUGGAGCUUGAGGAGGAGAGUACGGGGAGGGGGAGGAAGAGGAAGGUUAGGUACAGAAAGCCGGUUCCAGCUACCUCUCCUGGUGCUGCUGUGGGAGGGGCGGGAGGAGGGGGGAGUGCGGGGGAAGUGAGGAGGAAGGUGUGGCCGUUGAUGGAGGGGGCAUGGCCGCACACCAAGGUGCUGGGAUUCACAUCCAAGCAGCGCAUGACCUUCCAGCAACUCAUCAUGCGGUUCGGGAUCGGUGAUUUCAGCUGGAAGGAGUUCGUGCCUCGACUCAAGCCACGCACUCUGCAGGAGAUUAAAGAACAGAGUGCCCAGGGAGGUGCUAAUCCGCCUGGCCCUGCUGCACCUCAUUCCCCUCUCCCUUCCCCUCUCCCUUCCCCUCUCCCUUCCCCUGUCCCUUCCCCUCUCCCUUCCCCUGUCCCUUCCCCUCUCCCUUCCCCUCUCCCUUCCCCUCUCCCUUCCCCUCUCCCUUCGCCUCUCCCUUCCCCUCUCCCUUCCCCUCUCCCUUCCCCCAUCCCUACCCUCCACUCCCCUUCUCCUCACUCCCCACCUCCUUCGUCCUUACCUUUCCACCAGACCCCUUCCGGCCCUCUGCUGGCGCGCCCCCCCCGCUGA
Closterium sp. Naga37s-1 is the source of this 1131-nucleotide messenger RNA. The record is from the annotation of a GenBank genome assembly. NCBI's taxonomy places the organism in Eukaryota, Viridiplantae, Streptophyta, Zygnematophyceae, Desmidiales, Closteriaceae.